AUGGCAAGCUUCCUGAGAGGUAAGCAGGCAGGCAUGCAGAAUGACCUGUCUGCGAACAUCUUGCCGGGGCUGUUCGCCCCAGAUGAACGUUCCCGAUAUGGGAUCAAUUCUCAGAUUAGUUGUGUGGCCUAUGACCCUGUCCAGUCCCUACUCGCCGUGGGAACAAAUGAAUCUAGGUUUGGCAGUGGAAAGAUUUAUGUAUUCGGCCAAUCCAGAGUCCAAAAAUUCCUCGUCCCUUCGCGGUCACGCUCUUUUGCGGACAUCCACUUCUGCGCCAAUCGCCUAAUCAGUCUCGACUCUCAGAACGAGGUGACAAUCUGGGAUCUGGAUGCUGGCGCCAGAUUGACUAGCUUUCAAGCUCCAGGCAUUGUCGCGUGCAUGCUAACUGAUCCUAUGCUCGAUUGGUGUUUUAUUGGUCUUCAAACUGGCGAGAUUUAUGCAUAUGACCUCGACCGCGAACGCUUAUCACAGUUUCGCCUACCAAACUUUUGGACAGACAGGGAUCCUCGGGCCCGGGCUGUCACCAUCGUGUCGCUACAGCUGCAUCCCCGUGACGUUGGGAAACUAUUGAUAGGUUAUAGCCACGGUGCAGUCAUUUACUCCUUCAAGCAAAACCAGGCUACCAGAUUUUUUGAAUACCAAAUUCCUUCUGGUGCACCAGGCGGCAGUCACCAGGCUGUUGAUACCCUGAGAAAGCCCAAGCUCACCCAUGCCUUGUGGCAUCCCACUGGCACAUUUGUGCUCACUGCGCACGAUGAUGCGAGUCUUGUGUUUUGGGACACUUCAAACGAUGGGCGUUUGGUUAUGGCACGCACGCUAUACGAUUUCAACAUAGACCAACCCUUACCUCGUUCAGAAGAAUCCGCGCCAAAGCACCCUUACUCGAAGAUAGCUUGGUGCUGCAAGCAGAACCCAGAAGAUUCCGCAUUGUUAGUCGCCGGUGGCCAGACUCUGGACGGCCCUCCGUCGGGGCUGACUUUUAUCGAACUUGGAGUCACACCGAACUAUGCCACUUCUUCAUGGCAGAUCCUAGCAGACUACGUCAAGGGUAAGAAGCGAGCCACCAUUGAAACCCCAGCUGGUGCUGAGGUAGUCAACUUCUUCCUCAUUCCCCGGGCAUCGCCAUACUUUUCUGGCGCCCAAGACCCGAUCGCGAUACUAGCUUUAUUAUCGUCCGGCGAAAUCAUCACAAUGAGCUUCCCGAGUGGGUAUCCGAUUUCUCCAACAAACCAGCUUCACCCAUCGCUUUCAUUCGUGCACCCCUUUGCUACAAAAAUCGCAAGCUCUACACUAAGCCGCGACAAAUGGCUUGGUAUGGUUGAGAAUCGGCCUGCGGGCGAGCCUAUUUUGAAAGGUGGUGCUGAAGCAAUUCGAUCACGGCGGCGUUUUGAAGGUCGGACUAUCAUUCAAGUUGCUUAUGCUGAUAGCACUGUGCGAAUCUGGGAUGUCGGCCAUGGGGACGAAAUUGAAAACCCCAAACAACUUCAAAUUGAUGUCGCCAGAGCUCUCAAUCGAUUCGAAGAUGUGACUAUCACUGCAAUGAGCAUGGCUGCAGAAAGUUCAGAAUUUGCUGUCGGCACUAGCAAGGGAGAGGUUGUGAUAUAUAGGUGGGACACUAACAAAUUCUACGGACAGGCUGCAAACCAAGAGCUACCAUCCAACCCCGGUGGACUUUCAGAUAUCAGGGCUAGGUCAGAGCCGAACCUCAAGAGUGGCUUGCAGCCACUCUCAUUGUACGAGAUGAUGCAAGGGCCGAUAAGUGCUGUAAAGGUAUCCGACGUAGGCUUUGUUGCAGUUGGUUCCGAGAAUGGAUUUCUAAGCAUUAUUGAUUUGCGAGGGCCUUCAGUUAUGUUUCAAUCCUCUAUAGCCGAUUUGACUAAGUCGGAGAAGAAGUCCUCGUUCCUGAAGAGCCGCUCAAGCGUGUCAACCAACAAAGACUGGCCGAUGGUUAUUGAGUUCGCAGUCAUGACACUGGAUGAUGACAAAUACUCAAGCAUAUGCUGCUUCAUCGGAACCAAACUGGGAAAAGUUAUCACCUUGAGAAUUUUGCCUUCUGGCCCAAGUUUCAAAGCUGAGCCCGCCGGAAUAGCAACCUUGAGCGACGAGGUAGUCUCGAUUUGCCCGAUCAUUGCUGACACUGGAAAGCCAGCUGCAGCGACCGGCCACGCUGUCGCUGGCCUUCGAGAAGGCAGGCACGUGAACGGCUUGCUCGUUGUUGUCACACAAACCGAAGUUCGCAUCUUUAAACCGGCUACUGCGAAAGGUGCAUCAAAGUCAUUCAGUGAUUGCCUAUGUAGUUCUGCUGCGGUAACCGAAUUCGAGUUACAUGGAAUGGCGCUGGUUGGUGUAUUUGGAGAUAGACAGACACGAGCCUUUAGCCUGCCUGGACUCAAGGAGAUAGGCAAUGCUCCUCUGCCUAUGAUUGACGGAGCCCGUAUCGCAAAUUCACUAGUAACCGAAGAUGGUGAAGUCAUCUGCUGGACGGGUCCGUCUGAACUAGCAGUACUGCAAGUAUGGGGAACGGGCCAGGCACUAGAGAACGCCGCGGAUAGGCUCAUUAACCCUGACCUCACAAUUCCCCCGCGUCCGACUAUCUCAAAUAUGCAGUGGAUCUCGGGCACGCAGUACAUAUCCCCGGCAGACCUUGACCUCUUAAUUGGUGGCCCAGGGAGACCUCCCAGCAAACGAAUGCUUGCAGCCUCAGAGGCGAUGGAACAUCAGGCUCGAGCUGGACCAUCAAGCCCAAGUCAAGAAGGCUGGGGUGAUUACCUAACCCGACAAUUGAAUGAGCGCACCGAGAAGCUAAAUAUCAUGAAUGACAGCAUAGAUAAUAUUGCAGCAAGUAGCCAGAAGUGGUCUGAGGAUGCAAGCAAGUUUGUUAGCAGCCAGAAGCGGAAGAUGUUCUUAGGGUCUAUUACGAGCAAAUUCUCCUAG
Xylaria bambusicola is the source of this 2934-nucleotide messenger RNA. Its product is annotated as lethal giant larvae like, C-terminal-domain-containing protein. The coding region runs from base 1 to 2934 and encodes 977 amino acids. The record is from RefSeq and is a predicted model, not a curated record. The transcript is spliced from 3 exons. Gene Ontology annotation, cellular component: cytoplasm; plasma membrane. Lineage: Eukaryota; Fungi; Ascomycota; Sordariomycetes; Xylariales; Xylariaceae. Gene Ontology annotation, molecular function: GTPase activator activity; myosin II binding; syntaxin binding. Gene Ontology annotation, biological process: regulation of exocytosis; regulation of protein secretion; establishment of cell polarity.